AUGGCUGUCCACGAAUCACGUCCGAGAUUCGAACAUUGCACUCGUUUGUGUUUUUCAUUAAUGGGUAAACGUGGAUUUCAUAUAUCGAUGGGAACGAUCAAGAACGAAAUGGAAGCUGCCGACACAUCGACCUUCAGCUUGUCCUCGAGGAAAGACCUUUUAACGAAGAUUAAGAAAAAAAACGACAAAAAUAAUUCCAAUGGAAGAGCCAAUAAAGAUCUUUUAUCCGAUCUCACUUCCGGUUCGUUUCUCACCAAUGAACUUCGUAAAUCGAAUGAUAACGAUCUCGUUUCUUCUUUUACCAGUCUUCCCUUAGAAAGUUAUGGGUUUCCGUACUACAGAAGUUAUAAAAACGGUGGACGUUCUCAAGAUGCUGUACUGGUGAAGGAUAUUGGUAUAUCCUGUAAAUUAUUAAACGAGAAAAUGUUGUCCCAUAAUUUUUCUAAAGACACCAUUGUAGAAAGUUAUCUUAUCAAACGUUUAAAAACGGAAUACAACGAUUUAACGGAAAUAACGAAGAAGAUUAGUUCUUAUACGAACGAUAUCAUACGUAAUCUGAUAUUGAGAGAUCGAAAGAAGAAAGAACAAAUAAGAUCAUGCGGACAUAAAGUAUUAACCGAGGAGGAAACUAAGGAAGGUUAUUUAAAAUUAAGAUUAAAAAGUGAUGCUGAAGUUCGUUGCUUGUAUCGAAAAGACUUAUUUGAUUCGUCGAAUAAACGUAAGAAUUUCAAAUCGACGAGUCGACUUUUGAAGGAUCAGAAAAAAAUUCAAGAAAGAUUAUUCUCGAACAAUGCUACAAAUUUGGAAAUAAAAAAUUGCUCGAAUUCGGACAAUUCGUCUAUGGUUUACGAUUAUUUAAUGAUGAAUAAUAAGAGAAGAAUGCACAGAGAGAGAGAAUUAAUUGACAAGGAAACGAAACGUGGAUUUCAUCGAAAAUUCGACGUAAUUCAAAACGGGAAGGAAACUCAUGAAUCGAUGAACCUGACAAAUUGGAAAGAAAUAUCAAGGGGAAAGUUAAGAAAGAAUAAAUCUGCUCCAAAAAUGUCGAGACACGCGAUAUCGAAUGAAAAACUUAAACGAAGAAAUCGAAAAGAUUAUCGUUUAGGAUUAGAAGAGAAAUUCAAUGAUGAUUCUACGAUUACGUUGGUAAAUGGAUAUUUACAAGAUACAAAUUUUCAUACAGUUAAUAUAAGAAUCCUAAAGCAUGAACAAAGUUGA
Messenger RNA from Vespula vulgaris, 1218 nucleotides. RefSeq lists its product as uncharacterized. The transcript has 6 exons. The record is from RefSeq and is a predicted model, not a curated record. The coding region runs from base 1 to 1218 and encodes 405 amino acids. NCBI's taxonomy places the organism in Eukaryota, Metazoa, Arthropoda, Insecta, Hymenoptera, Vespidae.